GAGUAGGAUUAGUCCGCGCCACAGAUCCAGACGCAGCGCAGUGUGAUUCGUGAGAGCUGAGGCAGAGAGAGAUACGUCCGAAAUUGAGCGGUAUUCGCGUUAAUGUAACGCCAGUUCAUCUCUCUUUGCUGUCCAUCAAGUGGACGAGUGUCACCCAGGAUUUUACCCAAUUGAGGAUUGUAUUUAUUUGAGCGCUGGAUUGACUUUUUUUCUUGGUCCGCGUUUUCCCGGAGACGCUGCGCUGCAUCGGAUCUAACGGAUCUACCGUUAACCUUCUCCUCAUCUCUGUGUGCCUUCGGUUAGCAGCAUAGCUUGUCUUCUGAGAGCCUUUUCUCUAUAAAUUGGACUAUUGCAAAAAAAAAAACAAAAACAAAAACAAAAAACAACCCAGACCUUAUAUUAUAGCAAAGGAUUCCUUUUUCACUCCCACCUCAUGCGCUGAAAACAUGCUGCUGUCAAAGUUUGGCUCUUUUUCUCACAUCUGCAGCCCGAAUAGCGUGGACCAUUUACCGAUGAAAAUUCAGAUUCAGCCAGUGAAAGUGGAGUCAGAGCCGUUUGAGAAGGUCUAUCAGGUGGGCUCCGUGUUGGGAAGCGGGGGAUUUGGGACGGUUUACGCUGGCAGUCGGAUUUCUGACGGGUUACCGGUCGCAGUUAAACAUGUUGCAAAGGAGAGAGUCACAGAAUGGGGCUCCAUUAAUGGUGUGAUGGUGCCUCUGGAAAUCGUGCUGCUGAAAAAAGUAGGCUCCAACUUUCGAGGAGUCAUAAAGCUGCUGGACUGGUACGAGAGGCCGGAUGGCUGGCUGAUCGUCAUGGAGAGGCCGGAGCUGGUCAAAGACUUGUUUGACUUCAUCACAGAGAAGGGCGCUCUGGAUGAGGGCACAGCACGGGGCUUUUUCCGCCAGGUGUUGGAGGCGGUUCGGCACUGCUACAGCUGCGGCGUCGUGCACAGAGACAUCAAAGAUGAGAACCUGCUGGUGGACCUGCGCACCGGUGAACUCAAGCUGAUUGAUUUUGGCUCGGGGGCAAUUCUCAAGGACACGGUGUACACCGAUUUUGAUGGUACGAGAGUGUACAGCCCGCCAGAGUGGAUACGUUUCCAUAGAUACCAUGGCCGCUCAGCCACUGUCUGGUCACUAGGGGUGCUGCUGUAUGACAUGGUGUGUGGAGACAUUCCCUUUGAGCAGGAUGAAGAGAUCCUCAGAGGACGACUCUAUUUCAGACGCAGAAUCUCAGCAGAGUGCCAGCAGUUGAUUAAGUGGUGUUUGUCCCUGAGGCCAUCAGACAGACCGACUCUGGAGCAGAUCUUUGAGCAUCCAUGGAUGCGUCACGCCGAAGCAUCCAAGACGGAGGAGGGUGACAUCCGGCUAUGUAACAUCAGUACAGACACUUCCAGCAUGAGCUCCAGCAAGGAGAGCCUCUGAAAGAAAGAACGUCUUGCUCUGAAAAAGAGCUGGGACUCAAUGGACUCUUGGUCUGCAUCCCUGCCUUGUCAGGCUUGCAGAUUCCUUUUUUCUUCUUUUGUAGGGAAUCAUAAUUUAUUACAGUUUGCUUUUCCUUUCAAUCUUUUUAUUUUAUUUUAUUAUUAUUAUUAUUAUUAUUUUUUUUUUUUACAAUUCAUAAAAUUUGUUUCCUGGUGGGGAACAUUUGCUGUUUGGGCGGACUUACCAGCACUUGUUGUUGUUGUUGUUGUUAUUAUUAUUAUUGUUAUUAUUAUUAUUAUUAUUAUUAUUAUUAUUAUUAUUUUAUUGUUACAAGGCUGGUUUAUGCAUCUGGCAAGCCUCCUACACAGAUGU
Messenger RNA from Ictalurus furcatus (blue catfish), 1793 nucleotides. Its product is annotated as serine/threonine-protein kinase pim-3. The transcript is spliced from 6 exons. Gene Ontology annotation, molecular function: ATP binding; protein serine/threonine kinase activity. The record is from RefSeq and is a predicted model, not a curated record. Gene Ontology annotation, biological process: protein autophosphorylation; negative regulation of apoptotic process; regulation of mitotic cell cycle. Bases 447 to 1421 code for a protein of 324 amino acids. Lineage: Eukaryota; Metazoa; Chordata; Actinopteri; Siluriformes; Ictaluridae. Gene Ontology annotation, cellular component: cytoplasm.